AAAAUCUGUUGAAGGAACCCCACACUAAAAUUCUUGAAGAGAUCCCUUCAGUUCCCUGAUUGAAGAAGUCUCUGCAGAUAUUUUUGAAAGAAUCUUUGACGGAAUAUCAGAAAAAAAUCUGAACGGGAACUUCUGAAAGAAUCUCUGAAGGUUUUUUUUACGAAAUCUCCAGUAAAAUUUCUGUAAACAUGUAGACAGGAAGUACUUUCGAAUGAAACUCUGGAGGAAUAUCUAAAAAAAACUCUAGGAAAUUUCUAGAUGAAUCCCAGCAGGAAGUUUUGAAAAACUUAAAAGAGAAAUACUUAGAGAAAAUCUUUGGAACAGCCUUGGGCAGAAUUCCUGGAAAAAAAAUCCUAGCAAUCUUGACCUUCCGUAACUCGCGCCGUUGGUUCAACCACCAAAACCACGCUAAUUCUGAAAACAAAUAGCAAGAUUUUUCAACGUGUUGUAUAAAGAACACUCGAGAGUUAAAGAAAAUACCUGAAGAAAUGCUUUAAUAAAAUCCCUAAAAUAUUAUGUGGGAGGUUUUCUAAAGAUAUCCGGGAAGACAUUUCUGAAGAAAUUCUGAUCGUUUGGUUUUCUGAAGGAUUCGCUGAUAGUAUUUCUGAAAAUACUGUUAAGAUCCCUUUAUACGAAAAAAACUUUUGAAUUUCUGUAAAAAUUCUUAGGCAACAUCUGAAUGAAUCCGCAGGGAAAUUCUUAGAGUUAUCCUUAAAAGAAAUGCUGGAGAAACUUCUGGGGAAAGACAUGGAGAAAUAUCUUAAGCAAAUCCUUAAGGAAUCUCUGCUGGGAAUUUUCAAUGAAAUUCCUGAACACAUUUCUGCUGGACUGCUGAAGAAGAAAUAUGUGUAUGAAUUUCUAAACAAACCACUGGAAGAUUUUUUGAAGAAACCACUAGAUGAGUUUUUACCAGCAAAGAAAAAAAACUACUAGAUGAGUUUAUGAAAGAAUCUUUAGAAUAAUUUUUGACUUCCUGUAGCAAUUUGUGAAGCAAUCCGAGGUGAAAUAUUUUUUUCUCAAACGAAUCCCUAAGAGAAUUUCUGAAGUAAUCCCUGGCGGAACUUCAGGAGAAGAUAUCCCAGGCGGAGUUUCCUUUAAAAACUCCUGAAAAGUCUGCGGAAGAUUUUCUAAAGAAAUCCAUGGACCAAUUGCGAAAGGAAUCCAUGGAAGGUUUAUAAAGUAUUUUUAAAAUUAAUUUAUGGUGUAGUAUCUAAAAACUUUGGAGUAAAUUCUAAAGUAAGAAGUAUCUGAAGAUAUCCAUUAUCCAUUGUUUUUCAAAUGCAAGUCUUGAUAAAUGUAUUCUCAAAGAUUUUUUGAAGGAAACACUAAAAUUUUUCUGAAGGAAAUCAUUGAACAAUUUCUGAAACAAUCCCUGUAAGACUUAUAUAACCUUUAGUGAAACUUUGGAGAAAUCCCUGUAAUAAUUUCUGAAAAUUUUCAAAGAAAAUUUUCGUUUGAAGUUUUUAUAGGUCUUUUAAAGAUCCGGUGGAGUUAUUUCCAGGAAUUUUUUGGGUAUUUUUUUAUUUCAAGAGCUGGUUACUCAUCGAGUAACUUGGAGUAACCUCGAUGACACCACUGAAGUACACCUGCCCAAACAGAAAAAGACCUUAUUACAAUAUUCUAUAAAAUCGCAGAAAGUUCCAGCACAAGUAUGAAUUAAAAUAUUCCUUUGCCAUAUGCAAACAAAAUCAAAAUCGUGAGAACUUGCAGGAGCGAUUGACAACUACUAAUUUGCCCUAACUAGUAAUUAAUUCCCUUUGGCUCAUCAAAGGAUUCCUUUGGCAAUCAUUCAGAAGAAAAAUCGAAUUUCAUCAGUCCACGUUCGACGUUGGAAUUCUCAAGACUUUCCUCGAACACCAUGGAGAGAAUUCGUUUGCUGGUGAACCGAUUUCAGACCUCGGUAGAGGACGAUGAAAGUGACUAUUUUCGCCCGAUGGACUAUUUUUUAAUCCUGGGAGGCAUCCGGCUGUUGUCGAAAAAUCCCAUCCACCGGGUGCUGUUUCUCUGCUAUCGAACGCUGAUGGCAGCCCAGUUCUCCGUCUGGUUCGACCGCGUCUAUGUGGCUUACUCCGAGUGGAAUUCCACGAGUGAGCUGAUCGGUGUAAUCAGCUUCUUGAUGGGAUUGAUAAUGAUCGUGCUAAGAGCGAUUAUAAUUUGGGCAUACCUGGAGGACAUUCAAACAGCGAGAAAAUACCUGGGUGCUCAACUGAAUAAAUUGAAGCAGUCCGAAAGCCGAGUUCGAUCGUAUCGUUUGUUGAGACGCAUCGGUCUGGUACUGGAGUACACUUUCUUCGCCGAUCAGAUCUUGUUCUACGCUUUCGGGAUCUAUCAGGACAAGCAGUACACCGUCCCGGAUAACCUAAUUCGAAUUGGUUGGCAAAUGAAAAUGCUUUUCAACGUGAUCAUUUCCACAAACCACUUUGUGUUUUCGUCGGUUUAUGCGACUAUUUUGACGGUUCAGAACACAUUGCUGAUGGGCAUUGGGUCCGAACUGGAGGGCAUUCUGGCACAGUGUGAUGGAAUCAUGGAACGGGUGAACGUCCAGGUAAAGGAUGCCAUAGAUCGUGGUGAAGGUGAAAAACUGAUGAUUAAUUUGCAAGGAAGUGGCGCGGAGUAUUUGUUCUGGAAAAUUCUGAAGAAGGAGCUGAACACAACAGUUGCUCGUCAUGCAAGGUUGCUGGAACAAAUUGACAUCCUGGGUGGCUUCUUCAAGAUGACUUUCCUGGUGAUGUUCUAUAUGGCGAUCUUGAUCGUCGGCUGUGCCUCAUUCUACGUUAAUCUUUUGGGUUUGACAGUGAAUACUGUGAUCAUCCUCAGUUACGUAGGAGCGAUCCUACUGGAGUGCUAUUGGUUUUGCAAAAUUGCUGACAAUCUGAACGAUAUGAAUAACCAGAUCGGAGCAUCCUUGUACAAUUUAGGUUGGUUCGAGCGGCUGCCGGAUGUGCCUGAAGCGCGAAAAGACUACCAUGAAGUCCGGGAGACGCUGUUGAUUGUAAUGACCAAAGUGCAGCAAGAGCUGGGAAUAAACUGCGGAGGAAUGUUCGGUCUGUCCAUGCAGGCAUUCCACGAACUGCUCAAGAUGAUUUAUUCGUUUUUAACGUUUCUACUGAACACAACAACAUAAACAUAUGUGACUUAUGAAACAAGAUCAUUUUAAAAAUUCUGCAGAAACCUUGAGGUGAAGGUACUUAUAUAUCUAUAAAAAUAUAUUGUCAUUAUCAAACAUUUAUAACUGUCAACAGUUGAGAUAUAUCAAACAUAUGUAGCACUAAUUGAAUUGAAAUGCUUAUAAAAAUUAUGGAUUUUAUGUUAAACUGUUUAAGUCAUCCAAUAUAUUCUAGCCGGUGGCGAUGAAGGCGUUCUUGAUGGGGCUCCAUUGAUCUUCUACGCUUCCACCUUCUGAAAUAUUCGCAGCACGGUUCUCCAGAUCCCCGACGAAGAACCUGUUCACCGCAGUGUCUUCUAGUCAGCGUGUGUUGAACCGGCGCCCGUUUUUCUCCUCCUGUCGAUGGAUCCCAGCAAUGCGCAGCCAGAUCUCACCGAAUAGGUGAUAAUGAUCAGACCCAAUUGCGGCGCAACGUUUGUUCCACACAUUAAGAAGGCUCCGUCUCCAUUUUCGGCUGAUGCAGACGUGGUCGAUUUGAUAUUCCGUGAUGCCAUCACGAGAAACCCAUGUAACUUUGUGCACUGGUCGAUGAGGAAAUAGCGAUCCCCCAAUCGCCGUGUCAUUGUUACCACAAAACUCUGCAAACAGCUCUCCGUUUUCGCUCAUUUCUCCGAGGCCAUGGCGU
Aedes albopictus (Asian tiger mosquito) is the source of this 3791-nucleotide messenger RNA. RefSeq lists its product as uncharacterized. Gene Ontology annotation, cellular component: plasma membrane. The record is from RefSeq and is a predicted model, not a curated record. Bases 1859 to 3124 code for a protein of 421 amino acids. Gene Ontology annotation, biological process: sensory perception of smell; detection of chemical stimulus involved in sensory perception of smell. The transcript is spliced from 2 exons. Lineage: Eukaryota; Metazoa; Arthropoda; Insecta; Diptera; Culicidae. Gene Ontology annotation, molecular function: olfactory receptor activity; odorant binding.